CAUGUUGUUGCUCUACUCGUGAAAUCACCGCCGCAGAUAGUUUCACGUUUCUACCGUCAAAAUGGUGAAAUACUAAACAUUAAAUGCACUUCUCCGGUUUUGUAGUGAGACUCUAAAGCGGGACGCGCCUUCAAACAUGACAGAAAACACUCAGGAAUAUGGCUUCGGUGAAUAUGACAAACCUGGUGCGGAGCGAUCACGCAGGAGGAGAGGGGAAGAUGACGAUCUUGGGAGUGAUUUGGAAGAAGAUCUGCUUGGAGAGGAUUGGCUGUCGGGGAAAAAGAAUCCCUCAGAAGUGUCGGAUGAAGAGCUGAAUGACGACCUCCUACAAAGUGAUGAUGAAGAAGUUACCAUGAGCGGCCAGGGUGUAAACCUCAACGCCACAGUCAGCUUGGGCGCAUCCUCGCAGGUGGCAGAAUACACAGAUGACGUCGUGAACCUGGGUGAAGAGGAGGAGGAGGGUUACCAGCAAGAAGAGGAAGAGGAGGGAUACACACAGGAAUACAGCCAAGACAACAACAACACACAGAUGCCUGAAGAAGAAGAAGAACAAAUGGAUUACACUGGAGAGCAAAAUGAGGGUGACGACGGCUACCAGGAUGAAGUGCUAGACAUCCAAAUCAAUGAGCCCAUAGAUGGUGAAUUUCAAGUUGAUGAAUACCAAACGUCCUAUGAACAUGGAGUCCAUCAGCAGGCCCCCGAGGAGCAGCAGGAGGAGGAGGAGGUAGAGGGGGAGGCGCAGCAGGAGGAGGAGGACGAAGAGGAGGAGGAAGAACCAGCUGAUGGUUCCCAGCUCUUUGACAGCGAGGUCGAAAACGAAGCUGGGCCUGCAGAGGAAACCAAAGAGGAAUCGGACGAAGAGGAUGAGGAAGAUGAAGACGCUGGUCGCAUACGGUUCAAAUCUGAAAGGAAGGAUGGCGCUGUUGUGCGGUUGGCUGAUGCAGGAAGUAGCCGGAGAAAUAUUCCCGAAACACUAGAACUGUCUGAGAAGGCUAAGCAGGAUCUGAUGGAGUUUGAAGAACAGGAAAGACAAAAGAGACAGAACCGCUAUGGAGGCCGAGGCAUGAGAGGAGGAAUGCAAGGAGGAAGAGGAGGAAGAGGGGGAAGAGGAGGCGGCUUCCCAUCUUUUGGAAUGGGAGAUUUCAGAGGAGGAAACAGAGGGAGAAUGAUGGACCAGAGGCACUCUCUGAUGGGGGUUCCUAUGAGCAUGAGCAUGCAGCAGCAAUCCUCCCGAAUGCCUCUUCCUCAUCAGCCUCAUCAGCAGCAAAUGCACUCUCAGCAUCACCCUUCACGUCCGAGAGGUCCUCCCCCCUUCCAGGACCACGGGCGUGCGAUUACCCAGCAGCCAUUGCAGCCCCUCAUCCCCCAACACAUGGCUCACCGCUCCCCCCCCAUGAGGCCCCAGAUGGAGCCACCACCACGGAUGAUGAGUUCUCCGCCACCAAACUUCCCCCAGCAGCAGCAGCAGCAGCAGCAGCAGCAGCACCAACAACCCCCCCCACAGUCCAAAAACAUCCACAUUAACCCCCAUUUCAGAGGGCCAACGUCAUCCUCUGUGCAAGUGCCCUUGAUGCCUCCUGCUCAAAGCCAACCCAGACCUGCUGUGGGUCCUCAGAGGUUCCCUGGUCCCGGAGACUUCCAGCAGCACAUGUCAGGCAAUUUCGGCCAAUCUCAGAGGCCCCUUCAUCACAUGGAGCCCUUCAGGAACCAGCCAUCGCAAGGCCCCCAAGACAGAGAGCCUCUCUUUAUGGGCGAUCGUGCAGAGUCCACACGGUUUCCAGGGCAGCACAUGUUUGAUCACCAGGGCCCGAAUUCUCUGAUGAACAGCAACCACAGCCUCCACCAACAGCAGCAGCAGCAGCAGCAGCAGCAGCAGCAGAUGCCGGGUCAGGGUCACAUGGGUUUCGGCCCACCAGGACCCACGUUCAACCAGCCGGGCCUAGGUCUUUUCCCCAGAGAACCACCCAGACCCAACCUCCCUCCCCACCAGGGGCACCAGGGGAUGGUAGGAAUGAACCAACAAGGACCCCCAAAUCAGCCGAGACCUUUCAUGGGCCCUCGGCAGCCGUUUGGCCAGCAGGGGCUUUUCCCACCCCCUGACGUCCAGUUUGGGAUGCAGGUACGACUAAGAGGCUUAAUGGGACCUCCCGUUUCCCAGCUUCCCCAUCACGACCAAAUGUCCUCCCAUCAGCCCAUGCACCUGCACCAGCAGCAGCAUCACAGGCAGGACUUACCUCAUCAUCAGCAUCAACAUCCAAAUGUCAAUGAGCCACGUCCCAUGAUGCACCACGGCCAGAAUCCUUUCCACCAACAGCAGGUGCAUGGAGGCCCCCGACAGAUGAGUCCCCGCCCACAAAACCCCCAACAGAGAAACAUGUCCAACAGGCAGAGGAUGAACACACCCCCUAAGCAAAUGCAGCAUCGCAACAGCAACCUGCGGGAGCUUCCUGUAGCGCCUGCCAACACGAACAUGAACAUGAACAACGCCCGCCCCGCCGCCAACGUUCGGCCUGUUGCCAAGGCAAUACCGGGUGUGCGUCCAGGGCAACAGAUCCCCGACGGAGGAAGAGGACGAGGAAGAGGACAGGUCAUUUCCAAGAUGGAGUCACAGACACCCGGAGGAAGGACGGUGGUUCGAAAGGAAAUCCCAAGAACACCACUGGACCCCAACGAGGACGAGGAAACCCGGCAGUACCGUUUGAAGAUCGAGGAACAGAAGCGUUUGCGAGAAGAAAUUCUGAAAACGAAGGAAAUGAGACGACAAAUGCAAGCCGGCGUCAGAAAGAAGGAGUUGCUCGACCGGAUCAGUUCUCAGACUCCGACCCCACAGAUUCAACCUGCACAACAAAACCAGCAAAUGCCACAACCUGUACAGCAACAACAACAACAACAACAGCAACAGCAACAGCAACAAAGACAACAACCACCUCCUCAGCAGCCGCAGAGACAGUUGCCUCAGAGAGCCCCACAACCUUUAAAUCAGACAUUUAAGAAUCCCAUUCAAGUCAUUCCUCCAAACGGCAAUCCUCAGAUUCUUACGCCACGACCUAAUGUGAAAGCACGCCUUCAGAUGGUGAAAGGAAACAUCCAGCAGCAGCAACAACAACAACAACAACAACAACAACCCCCUCAAGUGCAAGUUCCAGAUCAGCAAUGGACUCAACAAAACCCCCAACAGCGGAGGAACAGUGUUCAGAUCAGACCUGGAGCUCAGAUACAGACGGUUCCUCAGAAGAACAUCAUCCCGGUAACUCCUCAAAUUCAGACUCCAGGACCUCCUCAAACGGGCGCGAAAAGAACCGUAAUGCAGCGGACCAAAAGCGUCGAUGACCAGCAGGUGCCACAGAAAGUCAGAGUCGUCAAACUUUCCGGAGCGGGUGUAGGAGUUGGUGUUGGAAAUCCAGUUCAGCAACAACAAGGCACCUGGACGGCAUCACCUCUGACCCAAAGAAAGGUAACGAUGGCGGGGCAACAAGGACCAGUAGUAGCAGCUCCAGCUGGACGAGGAGUCACCCCACAGCAGAACAGGGUGGUCGUUUCGGCACGGGGACGAGGGCGAGGGGUCGCUCCGAUUGGUCGAGGGCGGCCAAUGUCCACGAGACAAAGUCCGAAAGCAGCCGAGACUGACCGCUGCACCGUUUCCAUCGAAGGCCUUUCUUCCUCUACUACUGACGCACAACUGCAGAACCUCCUCAGAUCCAUCGGCCCCAUAGAGAUGUUCAAAAUGAUGCCCCAGCAGAGGAAAGCAGUCGCCACAUUUUCCAACUCCCAGCAUGCCAACAAUUUUCAGAUGAGUUUCCACAGGCACAUGAUUGAUUUGUCCCACAUUGAUGUGUCGCUGAUUGAUGGAUGAGGAGCGCAAUAAGAGCCAAUUACAAGAUUCCUCUCAACGUGGAAGCAUCUCAUCGGACGCCGUUUAUUUCUUCAGUUUCUACACAGAAGCAUCAUUCAUUCAUCUUCUUACAAACUUGGGACAGAGACUAUGUGUUCCUAUCGCGAGCAUGCCAUUGUUUGACUUGAAUUGUUGUACAAAUGGCACCCGAAAAAGAGACACUGGACCGUUUAAUAAUCCUGCUUUUGAUGUGAAUGUUUUGUGCAUCCCACACGGACACUAAGUGGAACUUAUCAUGGGAUAAUGGUUGCUCCCCUCCUCAGUUAGACUCAGUAUUAAAACUAAACACGCAGACCACUUUGAAAGUUGUUUUUUUCAUUGUUUGCCGUAGUUUUGAGCAGGAAAUGGCCAGACUUUUCACGUUGCAGUGCUUAUUCCCGCCUGUAGGUGGCAGUAUUUCAUCACUAAUGGUACUUAAUUUCUUUUCUUUUUACAUCUCAAGCUCAGAUAGUUAGUCUUCAAGCAGUUUUUGGGUGAAUGGCACCAUCUAGUGGAGAACUUGCAUACAGGCACUAAAGUGGAAGCAGUGACUUGAAAACAAAUUGGUUUUGGACGUAAACUUAAAAAGGUUUCCAAUGGGUUUUAGGAUUUGUUAAUGUUGUGCUUUCUUGUCUUUAUUUUGUGGUGUUUUCUUGAGUUUAGAUUGUUACGUUUAUCUCGAGUUACGGUCAUUUCUCCUUGUUCUGUUCUGUUAUUGAAUAUUUUAGCUGUUACCUGGAAGUUUCCUUCAAAUCCUUUUGGAUGUAUUUUUUUAGUUGUUAGUCAGAUUAUGGAGUAUUUCGAUUUAGUGUGCUUUGAGGGACUGGACUUUGCAACGUUGAUAACUUCCAAUUAAUCGCACAUUUGGUCACAUUUUGAUAAAUCAGAUUGAAUUAGCGUACGGAUUCAUUUCUUUAAACCUUUGCCAGGUCAUACAUUAGGCCUCCUUUGUUCUGAUAUGACUCAUUGAAAUCUGCGUGACUAUAUUUUGAUGAUGUGUUGCCUUAUCGCGGAGCUGCAUGGUUGAUCUGGAAUAAAACGUUGAUGGGUUUGCCUUCAGACGAAGCUGUAGAAGAAAAAUAACCUGAUGACUUUGCCCCGUGAAUUGAAUUCCUGCCCCCUUUUUUAAUUGCAUCCCCUAAUUCCAAUCAUCCUUUGAUCAUUUUGAUAUUGCACUCUUACAAAAGAUGCAUUUCUUCAUGAGAAAUUGUAGGUAACACUUCUCCAAUGCAUUUUAAUUUUCCCUCUGAACCCUUGUUUGGGAAGUAAUUUCAAGCUUUUUUAAUUUACCACACUUUGUCUAUUUCGGCUUCUAAGUUAGUCAAACAAAAGCAGUUCUUUUAAGAAAUACCACUAUUUCCUUAUAAUAUAAAGUCCAGAAGUGAAGCUCGUGUACAUUUUCACAAAGAAAGCAAGAGGGGGCAACCAUUAUAUCCGUGUAGUCAUCAUGUACAAAAACCAGAACUUUCUCUCAAUAUUUAUCCUGUUGAAACCCUUUUUUUUUUUAUUCUUUACUUCUGUUGUAUCAAGUUUUUACAUGUAAGGAUAUUCUGAUGUGUCCAGACAUAAAUCAUUUUACUAGUGUUUUGUUUCUAAGAAGAAGAAAAAUGAAGAAUGACUGGACCACAUUUCUGUUUAUAAGAAAAAAAGUUUAAGGGAAAAUAAAAACAUGGCCAAUAUACCGUGAACAUGAAGGUAUGUGAAGCCGGUUCAACUUUA
Trematomus bernacchii (emerald rockcod) is the source of this 5590-nucleotide messenger RNA. RefSeq names its product RNA binding motif protein 33a (gene rbm33a). Gene Ontology annotation, molecular function: RNA binding. NCBI's taxonomy places the organism in Eukaryota, Metazoa, Chordata, Actinopteri, Perciformes, Nototheniidae. The transcript is spliced from 19 exons. The record is from RefSeq and is a predicted model, not a curated record. The coding region runs from base 137 to 3853 and encodes 1238 amino acids.